CGGCAUUCGGGAAAUACUUGUGACAGAGGGGUUUCAACGCGUCCAUCCGGCUUGAUGCGUUCAUACGUACAGCUUGGUCCAUCGGGUAUUAGUCUAACUGCCUCAACUCCUCUCUCCCGACCACCCUAAGGGCACAACUUCCAAUGAACCAGAGUCUCGUAAUUCAAUGUUAACCAUGGUCGAGGACGAUGACUUUAACUUUGAGAAACAUCUCAAAGACAUCCUCAAGCGAUGUAGUGAGGAAGAAAUAAAGUGUCGUCAGCUCGGCGUCGUCUUCAAUGACCUCCGUGUCGUUGGCACUGGUGCAAGAUCCUCUUUGCAACCCACCAUGGGCUCCUUAUGUAGUCCUGCCUCCAUCUGGCGCACAAUUAGUGCUGCUCGUCAUCCACCAGUACGCGAUAUAUUGUCAGGCUUCGAAGGUGUCGUUGCACCAGGCGAAAUGCUACUCGUCCUUGGCAAACCGGGUUCAGGUUGUAGCACCUUCCUCAAGACCCUCGCUAACCAGCGCGGGGAAUACCAUGCUGUAGAAGGAGACGUCUCAUAUGAUUCAUUUACCCCUCACGACAUCAGCACCCAUUACCGCGGAGACGUUAUUUAUUGCCCAGAGGACGACAUUCAUUUCCCUACCUUGACAGUCGAGGAGACCUUAUCUUUUGCCAUCAAAACUCGCACCCCCCAUACCCGUUUCGCUAAUCAGUCAAGGAAGCAAUUUAAUGCUGAAUUUUUGGACGUUCUCUUGAAAAUUUUUGGUCUUCGUCACGCUCGGAAUACUGUCGUCGGAAAUGCCGCGAUCCGCGGCGUUUCCGGUGGGGAGAAGAAACGUGUUUCCAUUGCAGAAGCAUUGUCUUGCAGAAGUAUGAUAGGCGCAUGGGACAACUCCACCCGUGGCCUAGAUGCCUCUACUGCGCUCGAGUUCGUUCAAGCUCUGCGCUUAGGCACAGACAUCGCACGUCUGACAACAAUCGUCUCCAUUUACCAAGCCGGAGAGCAGUUGUAUGAGCUUUUCGACAAGGUAUGUGUCAUUGCCGAAGGCAGAAUGGCCUAUUUUGGCCCGGCCAAAGACGCCCGUCAAUACUUUAUCGAUAUGGGAUACGAACCCCAUAAUAGGCAGACUACGGCAGACUUCCUCGUUGGUGUCACGGAGCAAAUUAGCCGCAAGAUUAGGACAGGCUUCGAAGGCAUAGUGCCCAGAACGGCCGACGAAUUGGCUGCACAUUUCCGGGCGUCUCAACUUGGCCAUCUGAAUCGUCAGGCUAUUGACGAAUAUCGGGCGCUUCAUGUUGGCAAGGAUGACCGCAAAGCUGCAUACCGCCUGAGCGCAAUUAUGGAGCAUGCUGAUCAUGCGCCCAAGAGCAACUCCUAUACCAUAUCUAUUCCUAUGCAGGUUAGGGCUGUGAUGGUUCGCCGCGUCCAAAUUAUCAAGGGCGAUUUGACUGCGCAGGUGGUACAACUAUGUUCCCAGAUGUUCCAAGGCAUCAUCAUGGGCUGGGUCUUUGUACAAUUGCCUGAUGCAACUUCGGGUUUUUACUCCCGAGGAGGUGUCUUGUUCUUCGCUCUCUUCUUUGGCUCAGUAUCUGCGAUGGCAGAAAUCCCCGACCUGUUCGCCCAGCGCCCUAUCGUAUUACGUCACCAUAAAGCAGCGAUGUACUACCCCUUCAUCGAGGCUCUUGCUCACACAGUGGUGGACAUCCCAAUCUCAUUCAUCAUUCAAAUCGUUUUCUGUGUCAUUCUUUACUUCAUGGUCGGCCUUCAAAAAUCCGCAUCCCAGUUCUUUGUGUUUUUCUUGUUACUCUACACCAUGACCAUUGCAAUGAAGGCGUUCUUCAGGUUGCUCGCGGCCAGUUUUAAGGCUGAGUCUGGUGCAACGUCCAUGGCUGGUAUCGCCGUACUACUUCUUUCCCUGUUCACCGGUUACACUAUUCCCCGCUUAAGUAUCCCAGGCGCCCUCAGAUGGAUAACAUAUCUUAACCCUCUUCGUUAUGGCUUCGAGGCCAUCCUGACAAACGAGUUCUACACAUUGAACGCUACUUGCACUACGCUUAUUCCCCAAGGUCCAGGAUACGAGAAUGUUUCUUUGGCGAACCAAGUUUGCACGACUGUAGGAUCACUGCCUGGUGUGACAACCGUAGACGGCAACAGAUAUGUAAAUAUGUCAUAUGGCUUCUCGUAUAGUGAUCUCUGGAAAAACUUCGGUAUCAUCGUUGCAUUUGGCAUUGGCUUCUUGGCAGCCUUGUUUAUUGCUGCGGAGUACAACACGGGCUCCACCUUUGAUACAGCGGUGACUCUCUUCAAGCAAGGGACGCGUACGAUGGAUCCCAUUGAUACCACGGAAGAUGAAGAGAAAUCCAGUGGGCAAUCUAACCAUCCACCUUCCUUGGCCGAUGAUGCCGCGCGCACUGCGAGCCCACCUGCAGCCAAUAGUCUCCUCGAAAGGCCCGCAACCAAUGAUGUAUUCACCUGGCAGCACAUUCAAUACGUCGUACCAGUAUCUGGCGGAGAACGGCGCUUGCUCGACGAUGUCUCUGGAUAUGUUGCGCCUGGCAAAUUGACGUCUCUCAUGGGUGAAUCCGGCGCCGGAAAGACGACAUUGCUCAAUGUUUUGGCUCAACGGGUCGAUGUCGGAGUUGUUGGGGGAGAACGGUUUGUCAACGGGCAGCCCCUUCCCGCAGACUUCCAGGCUCAGACAGGCUAUUGUCAACAAAUGGACACUCACCUGCCGGAAACGACUGUUCGCGAGGCUCUUUUGUUCUCAGCUCGUCUACGACAACCCGAGUCCGUCUCUUCUGCGGAACUCGAAUCAUACGUGGACAAGUGUCUUGUGAUGUGUGGCCUCGAGAAUUUUGCUGACGCUAUCGUUGGAUCACUGGGUGUUGAGCACCGCAAGCGUACUACCAUUGCGGUUGAGCUCGCGGCAAAGCCCAAGCUGCUUUUAUUCCUUGACGAGCCAACGUCCGGCCUCGAUUCCCAGUCCGCCUGGGCCAUCAUGACAUUCCUUCGUGAACUGGCAGACAAUGGACAGGCUAUUCUUUGCACAAUCCACCAACCCUCUGCCGAGCUCUUCCAGGUGUUUGACAGGCUACUACUUCUUCGCAAGGGUGGUCAGACCGUUUACUUUGGUGACAUUGGCGAUAAAUCCUCGACUUUGUUGGAGUACUUUGAGCGCAACGGAGCACCUCACUGUGAUGAGAAUGCUAAUCCUGCCGAGUACAUGCUGGACACCAUUGGAGCUGGCGCAACUGCGACCUCUUCAGUCAACUGGCACGACAUUUGGAAACGAUCUCCGGAAGCUGCUGAACUUCAAGUGCAGAUUGAUCGCAUACACGCUGAUGGUCGCGCACGCCCAUCGGUUGAGACGGAGCGUCACACUGAAUUCGCCACCUCAUGGAUUCACCAAGCUGUUAUCCUCACGAAGCGCAACUACCUAGCGUACUGGCGCAACCCGACGUACCUCGUCGCGAAGAUCAUUCUCAACAUCGCGGGUGGCUUGCUCAUUGGAUUUACGUUCUACAACUCCAAUGACACCUUGCAAGGGACGCAGAACAAGCUUUUUUCAAUUUUCCUAGCAAUGGUUCUCUGUGUUCCCAUAAUUCAGCAAAUCCAAACCGUCUACAUCAAUAUUCGUUCCAUCUAUGAAGUCCGCGAGCGUCCGAGCAGGAUGUACAGCUGGACUGCACUGGUUACGUCACAGCUCCUGGUCGAGAUUCCCUGGAAUAUCUUGGGCUCGUCGCUGUUCUUCGUCUGCUGGUACUGGGCGGUCGGUUUUGCCACCGAUCGAGCAGGCUACACUUUCCUCAUGUAUGGAGUCGUGUUCUCUCUCUAUUACACUACCAUCGCAUUCGCGGUCGGAGCCAUGGCACCCAGCGCAUUGAUCGCAUCGAUGUUGUUCAGCACGCUAUUCUCAUUCGUCGUUAUCUUUAACGGUGUCUUGCAACCCUUCCGUGCGUUGGGUUGGUGGCAAUGGAUGUACAGGGUAACCCCGUUCACGUACUUCGUCGAAGGCCUCUUGGGCCAAGCCAUUGGUAGACAGCUGAUCAAUUGCGCAUCAACUGAACUAGUUACGAUCAAUACCCCUACCGGACUCAAUUGCACGGCGUAUAUGGAUCCCUACAUAUCUUUCGCUGGUGGCUACAUGACGAACCCCAAUGCGACGACUCAAUGCCUAUACUGCCCUUACCGCACCACGGAUGAGUUCAUGUUCAGCAGUUUUAACGUCGAGUAUUCUCAUCAUUGGAGAAACGCGGGUAUUGUGCUCGGUGUCGUUGUGUUCAAUGUAUUCGCAACGUUCUGGUUCACAUACGUAUUCCGCAUCCGGACGGGCAGCAUAUUCAGUAUUUUCAAGCGACGAAAGUAGAAGAAACUAUACUAGCACUAUCGGGAGGGUUGUGCACUUACAACUGUAAUUAGUCUAAUAACGAACCUUUCUAAUGUAAUUAGAUAGAAGAUACUCUUACUUCAACCUGAGGAACCGUUUCAGUUCAA
Suillus clintonianus is the source of this 4479-nucleotide messenger RNA. RefSeq names its product ABC-2 type transporter-domain-containing protein. The coding region runs from base 167 to 4351 and encodes 1394 amino acids. Gene Ontology annotation, molecular function: ATP hydrolysis activity; ABC-type transporter activity; ATP binding. Lineage: Eukaryota; Fungi; Basidiomycota; Agaricomycetes; Boletales; Suillaceae. The record is from RefSeq and is a predicted model, not a curated record. The transcript has 21 exons. Gene Ontology annotation, biological process: transmembrane transport. Gene Ontology annotation, cellular component: membrane.